Messenger RNA from Meloidogyne enterolobii, 5277 nucleotides. NCBI's taxonomy places the organism in Eukaryota, Metazoa, Nematoda, Chromadorea, Rhabditida, Meloidogynidae. The record is from the annotation of a GenBank genome assembly.
AUGUUAAAUUCAUUACCUCCACUACAACCAUUACCUUUAAUAAUUUUGCUGAGGAAAAGGAUUUUUCUUUUUUAUUUGCUCAUAUUUUUAAUAACAAUUGCUCACACAUCAACACCUUCAACAGCUCAGCAACUUCACAAUCAAAGGCGACGACUUAAACAAAGCAACAAAUUAUCGAAAGAACAAACGCCUAUGGCUGUUCUGCCCCCAGCAUUUUUAUCAUCAUCUCAACAAAUGGAAGAAGUAGAAGAAGGAAGGGAAGAAAGGGAAACAAGUAAUUUGAAUGAUGGAGUAGAUAUUAAUGUUGAUGAUCAGGCAAUAGAGAGAAUAUCUAGAUCUUUGAGAAUUGAAAAGGAUCAGGAGGAUCCAUCACGCCUUCUUAAUGUCUUUCUUCCACCAACUUCUCAAAUAAAUAAUCGCCCAAAUAGAUUUCACCAAUUUAUUGCCAGAGUAACAGAUGUAUCUGUUGUUGACGAUCCUCGAAGUUGGGAUGUCAAUAGAACAUUUCUUGCAUCUGUUACCGAUUCAUCAGUUAUUAAUGUUCACGGCCUCAAUGCUGGCCAUAAAUAUAAAGUUGCAAUUCUUGGGAGAAGAGAAGCUGAAAGUUUAUUAAUUCGGGAAGAAGAUAUUUUGAUGGAUCCUGUUCCUUUGGAUUUUGGCGUUCCUAGUAAUUCAACAUCCAUUCUUGACACAUUCAGAAUUGAAUAUCACCAAUUAGACCCUCUCAAACGUUUUCCUAUACUUGACAUUCACGAUCUACAAGAACAACGUGAAGUAGAACUUUAUAUUGGAAAUUUAUCCCCUGGAAGAGAUUACGAAAUUUCUGUAACUUCUUUGAGGGAGGAACUGCCAAGUGUGCCUUGGAAAGGAAUUGUUACAACACGUCCUCUAAAACCCGAAAAUCUUAAUGUUAUUGAAAUUAAUUCUUCUUGUGUUCUUCUUCAAUGGCAAUUACCUAUUGAAUCGGGGGCUGAUCGGUUUAAAAUAGCUUAUGGACUGUUACAUGGUGCACAAGCUAUGUUAAAGUUAGAAGUUUUAUACCCCAAACAACAAAUACCCCUUUGCCAACAAAUUUUACCUGGCAGAGCUUUCAUUUUUGCUGUUAUAGCAGAAAAAUCAAGGCAAAUAUCUGAACCUUCAACUACCUCACAUACAAUUAAACCUUUGGCUCCAAAAGAUUUGGUUGUAGAGCCCGACUUUGAAAGUUCACGUUUCCGUGUCAGAGUUAGUCUUGCUCCAGAGAAUGAAUCACAUACAGAAAAAUGUCAAAUUUCUGUUCAAUCUGAGGAUCAGAAUGGAAGAAGUGAACAGGCUAUUGUUCCAGCUAAAAACGGACAGAUUUGUGAAGUUUAUUUCGAUUUAUUACCCGGUAGAAGAUAUGAAUUCGCUGCAACGGCUUUAAGUGGAUCUUCUGCUUUUAGUACUAGAAUGUUGAGAAAUAGAGCUGUUGAACCAGGCUUUGAUUUUGCUUCUUUUGGAUUGAAUUUGAGAGUAUACCCAAUGAAUUUGUGGAAGAAAAUUAAAUUUAUUUUUAAGGAAACACCAAAUAAUGUCAGCAAUUCUUUAGUUCUUGAAUGGCCACAAAGUGAAGUAGCCCGUUUGAGGAUUGCUGACCUUUGGGCUCGUAUUGUAGGACGUGACUCUCAUUUACAUUUUUCUAUUCAACCUUUUGACAAUCCCGGCCCAACUAUUCAACGCGAAACGGGGCCAACAGAGCCAUCUCCAUUAGUUAUUGAUGGUUUACAUGAAGGGGAAUGUUACAAAGUACUUUUGUACACCGUUACAUCAUCUGGAAUAGGUGGAGAAAUAUUCAAAAUAUUAAAUAUUUUUAAUGUUUUUUUAGUUUCUGAACGUCGUUUCGAACAAUUUAUUCGAAAAAAUGCUCCUCAAUUAGAUUUAGCCGUUGGGCAUCUUAGUUCUAGAGCUGCAACAAUCCAAACUUUCUAUGUUUCUGGAACUUCUACAUUAUUUGCUAAUGAUAAUCAAAACAACAUUAGAACCUCCAAAAAAGAAAAACUAAAAAUUUCCCCUCAAUGCCAACUUCAAAUACAAGUUGUCGACUCCUUAACUUCUCAACUUAUUGUUGAACGUAUUUUGACAUUAUCUUCUAAUGAACAAAAUUUACAAGAAUUAUCUACUUCUUCUCAAUUACCUUCUCUUUCUUUGGAUAAUCUUAAACCUUGGCGAAAAUAUGUUGUAAAUGGAGAGGUAAUUUGUGGGGCCCAAAAUCGUCAUUCUUCUCCAUGUACACCAAAAAUGUUCAGAUUAACUCAAGUAGAAUUUCGUACAGAAUCUGCCCAGCCCGGACCUAUUUUAAAUUUUACUGUUCGCCCAUUAAAUUCUUAUUCUGCUCAAUUGAAAUGGCAAAUACCUUCAGAACCGAAUGGACUAAUUAGUCAUUAUAUUAUUCAGAUUGAACCUCAAUUAGAAAACGAUAACAACGAUUUACUUAACGAAUUUGAUAAUAUUAAGCCUUGGACAGAAAAAGUUAUUGUUCAAGAACAAAAUAAAAAUAAUAAAAAAUUAAAUGAAGAAUUUAAACAAAAAGAAUUUAUUGAAAAAAUUUUGGAUAGAUUGAAGGGGGGACAUAAAUAUUUACUUCAAGUUUGGGCUGUAAAUGAAGCUGGGCAGGGAAGGGGAAGUGAACAAUUUAGUGUACAUCAACCUAUUUCUGCUCCACCGCCUCCCGACCGUAAUUCAAUACAAAUAGUCACAGAUUCGAUUAAAUCAACAGAAUUAUCUGCUCGAAUUGAUUUAAGCAAAAUUAGUGAUAGAAAUGGAAAAAUAAUUAAAUUAGCCAUUUUGGUAGCUGAAGUAGAUAUUAAAGAAGAGGAAAAGGAAGAAGAAGAAAAUAAUACUAAAAAUAAACAAAAAAGAUUUGAUAAUUGGUUGUUAUUAAAUGAAAAUAAUGGAACUUUGCCAACAUGGGGAAUGGUUCGUCGUCAUUCAACAACGAAUAUUUGGCCGCCAUUUAUUGCAUUAGAAUUAUUACCAGAUAAUAAAAAUCGUCGAUUUUCUUCUCCAUCUUCUAUUAAUACCUCACCAGAUACUUCAAUUAUUAAUUCAAUUUUUAUUACGUCAAUUGGCUCUGACUUUGAAUGCGAAGAGAAAGUAGCAGAACAAAUUUGUAAUGGGCCGUUGAAGCCUGGCUCUGUUUAUCGACUAAAAUUGCGUUUAUUUACUUCACAAAAUCUUUGGUCUGAUUCUCCAUAUACAGACCCAAUACGUUUAGAACUUUCUGUCACCGAAUCAUUUUUUGGCCAGCCAAUAAUAUUUAUUUUAUUAUUAUUUUUAAUAAUCUUUGGCUGUACUGGAUUUGUAUUAUUUUUAUUAGUUACAAAACAAAGAAAUAAUAAACAAAAAACUAAACAACAAAUUAAACAACUACAACGGCCAGAGAGCGACAGCAAUCAAAGUCCACAAAAACGUCAAAAACAUAGCAACAAAAAUAACAAUCAAAAUAAUUUUAAUAAUAGACAAAACGGCACAACAAGAAGUAAUAAAAGUGAAGGACAGUGGCACAUGAUAAUGGCUGAACGUGCGGCUGAUUGUUUAGCAAAAUUAGGCUUAGAACAGCCCACACCACCUCCUCCUCCACCUCCAUCAACUAUAGCAACAAACACUCAAUCUUUAUCAUCCCUGGGGAAAGAUGAACAACACCACCAACAAACAAUUUCUGUCAAUUCCCCCUCCUCAAAUUUUGGAAAGCAACUUUCUUCUAAUUUAUCACAUUGUUCCUCCCCAGCUUCUUCCUCUUCUUCUUCCCCUUCUUCCUCAUCUCCUUCACAGCAGCAACAUUUAUCAAAUGGAGGUGGUUAUGUGCUUUGUGGUGGAACGGGGAAUCAGGAUCAAUUACUUUUUGGUGCUCCACAUCAUAGAAGAUCGAAAAGUUUGCGUGAACGGACAGGAGUCGAUCAACGUUUGGCACGAUUGCCAAGUGGUCCCCCUCCUGGCCAAAGACAUUCCACACUUUUAUGGACGGUGCUCAAAAAUGGAAAUAUUCCGCUAGAACGUAGUCGUCCGGUGCAAAUUAGUGAUUUUAUUGAACAUGUUCGUUUAAUGUCUGCAGAUUCUGAUUUUCGAUUUUCCGAAGAAUAUGAACAAUUACGAAGUGUCGGUUUAGGUCAGAGUUGUAUUGCUGCAGAUUUAGCCCCGAAUAGACCAAAAAAUCGUUUCACAAAUAUUCUUCCAUAUGAUCAUUCUCGUGUAAAAUUGAAACAGACAGAUGACGAUGAUGGUUCUGAUUAUGUUAAUGCAUCAUAUAUUCCUGGUUUUAAUUCUCGUCGUGAAUUUAUUGCUGCACAAGGACCUUUGCCUUCAACUCGUGAUCAUUUUUGGCGAUUAGUUUGGGAGCAACAAGUACCAGCAAUUAUAGCGUUAACAAAAUGUGUGGAGAAAGGACGGGAUAAAUGCCAUCAAUAUUGGCCAGAUAACCGCCAAAGAAGUGUUCUUUAUGCGGACAUUGAAGUCACAUUAUUAACAGAAUCAAUUGACUACGAAGAAUUUACAAUAAGAGAAUUACGUUUAACAAACCUUUCAGAACCUGGACAACAGCCCAGAACUGUUUUACAUUUACAUUAUCAAGCGUGGCCCGAUUUUGGAGUACCUGAACACCCCGUUGGAAUUGUUCAUUUUGCACGUUUAUUUCGCAAUAAAUUACCUCCUUCUCCUUCCAAUAAACCAACCAUUGUGCAUUGUUCUGCAGGGGUUGGCCGUUCUGGAACUUUUAUUGCAUUGGAUAGGCUUAUUCAACAUAUUGAAUGUGGUAAACCUAUCGAUGUAUUUGGGGCUGUCUUCGAAAUGAGACUUGAACGUUGUCAUAUGGUGCAAAAUGAACAACAAUAUAUAUUUAUCCAUCAAUGCCUUCAUUACGUUCUAGAAAAUUUUUAUCCAUUUUUGUCUACCAACAAUUUAAUAACAACAACAAUAAUUCCCCCUACCCCAACAACAACAACCACAAAUUCUUUAUUAUUAAAUUCCCAACAAUUUUCACCUGGAAAACGUUCCUUUCCCCCAACAUUUUCUUCAAAUAAUAACGGACAUUUACCCUUUACUUGUUCAUAUUCUUCACCAAUAACUAGUUCUCCACAAUUAACAACAAAUAAUCGAGAAAAUAAUAAUUUUUGGCAAACAACAACAAAUAAUUUCCAAAAUUUUCACCAACAAAAAUCCCCAAGAAUAGAUUCACAACAACAAAAUCGCCAAAAUUUUCAUAAUAAUGAAGGAUUUUUUAAAGAUGAAGAUAUCGAUGAGGGGAUAGCUGAAAGUGGUUUAUAA